CGUUGGUUUAAAUACAUAUUGUGCACACAACUGUUAUAAUAUUACAGAAGUUCAGAAACUUUGAAUACAAAAAUAAUUAAGGAGGUAUUAUAAUGUUUACAAUAGGUAUAAUAAUAGAUUCUUAUAUAAUGUUUAUGAAACAUUUAAGAGAUUAAUUUUUUUAUUUAUGAUAUCUUCUUAUUAAUUUAUGGUUAAAACCUCUAAUCAUGGUAUUAGGGCCACUGAGAGUAUUUAAUGUAAUAUACUCAAUAUUAAAUAGAUUAUGUUUGCAAUACCUAAUUGAUAUUUUUGCUAUAAAUUGCAUACAUAACAUACAAGUUAUGAAAUCUUAAAAAUUCUUUAUCUUAUGAAAAGGUUUCUAAAAAAUACUAUGUAUUUAAACGACGGGAAUCAUAAUAUUAUUUUGAGUCAAUAAUCAAAGGACUGAUGAGAAAUUGGGUAAAAACUAUUGGGUAAUAUUAUUAGCAAACAACAGGUCACAAUCUAUUGGAUUAAUUAUCUUAAUUAAUAUUUAGUAGAUUUAUUUUCAAAUAUUGUACCAACAAUAUUUAUAACAGUAUUUUUUUAUGAUAAAAUUUAUUAUAAUACAUAUUAUAAAGCUUACAUGAAAAAUAUAGGUUCCAAAUAAAUUCAAUGUACCCCUAUUUCAAAGUUAAUAGAUACUAAUUUUAGGCUUAAGUUAGAUUUUAAGAUACAAAUUUUAUAGUUUUUGUUCUUUCGAAAAUAACAACCACAUUUUUAUUUUUAUUUUCAGUUUUUAUUUACAGUUUAAUAUUGUUGUAUGGGAUUUAUGAGUAUCCUUUAAAUUAAAGGUUCCCGACCUUUUUUACUCCAGUCCUCCUUUUAAGAUUUGUAAAAAUGUCCCGCCCCCUUAUUAUAAAUCAAUUUACAUGACUUUUUUGGUAAUACUGGGAAUUAAGUAGGUAAUUUAAACUUUUAUCAUACACAUAAUAUUAAACGAUACAUAAUUGUUAUUUUUUUAACCAAAAAAUAGAUAGAAAAUAAUUUGUACUAAUAUUCCAUUUGUAGGUACUUAAUUAUUCAUUAUUUUUUAUAGAAUGUUAUUUGAAAAAUGACAUUUCACCGUGACAUUUCUGUAUGCCUUCCUUUGUAUAGGAAAACGCUGCUUUAAAUAGUCAAAUAGUCUUCAAUUAUUUUAUUUGUUUGUUAUGUACUCAUGUAUUAUAGCUUUACACAGGGGCACUAUUUCAGUUUUAAAAUAGGGCUGCCAAAUUUUUUACCAGGCCACAUUUUUCUACCACCAGGUUACAGUUAUAACAAUGAAAAUUGAAAUGUAGCCAUGUUGGAGUGAUUUCUAACCUUAGGUAAUAUUAGGCAUGAAAAAUAAUUAACAUUUUAAGUGAUAACACCGAUAAAAAAAUAAUAUCAUUAUUCAUAUUAAUAUACAUUUUCUUUCUAUAUCUUUAAUAUCCAAGUAUAUCUAUGUAUAUCCCUUUAUUUAUAAAAUAUUUUUUCUUAUAUUAAUUAUUUCAAUUAAUUCAAUUUAACUGAUACAUUGGGCAACGGCGCCUCAUGAAAUUAAGCCAGGCCAAUAUGAUAUGUCGAAAAUUAGGACAGCCAAUGUAUACCCAGCGAUACCCCUGGCUUUACACAGUUUUUAAAUGCAGUAUAUUUUUUUAUGUUUUUGGCAGUGAUGGGAAAACUUUUAAAAAAUGAACUUUUCAAGUUCUGGGGCUUGGUUUUCAAAAUGAACUAGUUUAAUUUCAAGUUCAUACAAUUAAACUAUGGUGUUGCAACAUUUAUUACUGAACUUGGAUCCCCUUUGACUCCAGAUAGUCGGGUUAGUGAGUAUUCUAUUCCUUCUCCAGAUGAAUGUGAACCCAUAAUGGCACCCCCACCACCUUUAGCGAAUUCUGCUGAUGAAAUUGAUUUAGCAUGUUGGCCAUGGAGUGAAGAAUGGGCAGCUGAUUGUUCCAAUAUUGAAUUAUUUUCUGAUGCCUGUGAUACUACUGAUUAUUGCAAGACAGAUACAAACAUUGCCAAUAUUGAACUUGACCAAAAUGUAAUUGAGGAUGACUCGUGUAAUGACAAAUUAAACAUUUUUCAAAAUUCGUCAAAAAUAAACGACUUGUUUAAUUCAUUACCAUUAGCUCAAUGUAAACUUAUAGAGUCUUCCGAUAUUAAAUCCGAAUGUGACUUUGUUCCUGCUAAAAAGUUUCUUGUGUCUGAUGAAGAAUCACCAACAAAAUUUACACUUCGUAGUUCUGAUGAACAUUUUUCUAAUGACAUCAUUACUUCUCUACAAUCCAAUAUUUUAGAUAAUAAAUGUUUAUUAAAAGAUGAAGAGUCAUUGUUAUCUUUACAGUUUCCAUCUUGUACCCCCUCAACGUGUUCAGAUAGUUUUGAUGAGACUGAUUUUAAACUGUGUGAAGAUCAUAUGGACAACAGUAUUUCAAUCAAAUACAUAAAAGAUGAAGGUGAAAAAUCAAUUUGUGAAGGUUUAAUUGAUACAUCUUCAACCAAUAAUUUCAAAUUAAAUAACAAUAUUUCUGAUGAUGAAAGUGAUUCUAGUAGUCCGCAUAAAAAGUUGUGUGUAGAUCAGACAAUUAAACUGCCAAAUAAGGGUAGGUAUUUUAUGAGAUCAUCUUCUGGUUCUUCUCAUGAUUUAUUCAAAUCUAAAAUUCCUCACUUAUUGAACCAAAAUAAAAACAUACAAGAUAAUUUUAAAUCAUCACCAACAAGAUUGAAAUGCUCUCUUCGAAAUCCGAUCAAUAAACAUCAGCAAUGUGACAUUAAUGGUUCAAUAAGAAAUAACGAACAACUCAAUUAUUCCACAACCGAAUUAACAUCAGUUGGUUUUGAUUCUAAUAAAAUUAGAUUUCCAAAGUUAGAUAGUCAUUGGAUUUCAUUGAGAGGAAAUAUUAUGUGUCGUUGGAAUAAUUGUGACAGUCAUUUUACUGCCACUGCUAAGCUCAUUGAACAUCUCCAGGUAAAACAUGUAAAUUCUCAGACUUUUAGUGAAAGUUUUGUGUGUUUAUGGUCAGACUGCAAAGUAUUUAAUAAGCCAUCUUGUUCACGUUCAUGGCUUGAGCGUCAUGUGUUAAGUCAUGGGGGUAAUAAACCAUUGCAGUGCAUCGUUCAGAAGUGCAGACAACGUUUCAGUUCUCAAAUAAUGCUUGAAAGGCAUGUGAAUCAACAUUUUAAGUCUUCUAGUAAUAGAGAGGAUGAAGGUCUAAAUGGUAAAUUAAUAAGAAGAAAGGGAAAGAAAUUACGUCUUCGUAGGCAACCGUUCACUGCUAGGAAAUUUGAUUAUUUUGAUCAAGCUACAAUGAUGGAAUUACAAAACCAGCUAUUUUUAAGUACACAGAAUAGUCAACAGGAUUUUAUUGAUUACAGUCGAAGAGCCAUUAAAUUUCAACCUAAUGUCAUUGCUAGAAGAAUAUUGGAAGGAAGCAAAACACAAGAAGUGCUGAUGCGAUGGUUUCCUCCUAACAUAUUAGAAGAUGAAUGGAUCACUUGUGAUAAAAAAACAAAUUUUAAUGUGAUUGAACGUGUUGUACCUAUUAUGUCAAUGAGCACAGAAAAUCGGGAUUCAAUUACUAAACUGUUCGGUAAUAUUUUUCCACCUUCAUCUCGACGUUCACGUAAAUGAACAUUUUAAAUUGCUGCUACUUUUUUGUAAAGGAAGCUGCUUUAUAAGAGGUGUUCUUAGUUUUUAUUCUUCUACAAUUCUUGUGAUAUUUUAAUCUAGUACCUAAGUAAUAAUUUUAAUUUACCCAUGUGUCUUGGUUUUUACAAAUUAAAUAGAUAAAUAAUGGUACAAAUAAGUGCCUCAAAAUAGUAAUUAUUAAGUGAUGCAAAUGUGUCACCAUAAAUGAAUUGUCAAUAAAUUCUAGUUCGUUUAACAUUAUACAUAUCAUUGUGGUCAGUUAGGCAAACCAUUAGCAUAUUAUAGUAUACAACCAGAACAUGCAGAGUACUAACAUUUAUUUUUACUUAAACGUGUAUUAUAUUAGUCAUUUUGUUUUGUAAAUACUAGUCUAAAUGUGCUCUGUAGUCAAAGGUUUAUAAUGUUAUAUUCCAUGCAUUUGUCUACAAACGUGAAACAUGCAAUAAGAAUGACCAUAAAUGAAUCAAGAUAUAUGCUAAUUUUGUACUUUAAUAAUUAUUGUAUCUAUCUUGUUACUCAAACCUUCUGUUAUCUAGAAUCAUAACAUUUAUAUUUUUUAUAAAGAUAUUUAAAUAUAUUUUUUUCUAAAAUCAUAGAAAAAUAAAUACAACUAAAUAUUUAACGUGGUACUGACUUUUAAGUGCCAUUUGAAUUUCAAUGACUGAUGGAGUUAUUUCUUAGACAUUUACACAGUGAAAUUAUAAAAGAUUUGCCAAGUAUUUUUCUUAUUCAGAUGAGGACAUUUUUGUAUUUAUUUAUUUUUCUGUUAGAAGAACAUUGUAUUACUAAUUUUUAAUUAUUUAUUCAAAUAAUAUUUCAUGACAGAUCUCAAUUAAUUGUAUUUGAAGUAGUAUUAAUAAAAUAAUUACUCAUCAAUAAUUUCAAAAGUUUAUUUUACCAUGUGUUUUAUAAUUUGCUUUUUAAAAUAAUUGAUUUUAAACAAAAUACAAUACGUACCUAACACAAAUCCGAUCUAUACUAAUAGUAUUAUUGUUUAUUUUUUUACAAAAUAUUUUUCUUUUCACUCUAAGCUACAUAAUUAAUGUGUACAUUGUAGGUAAAUAAUUUGUUAUUGGUUAAUUAGAAAAUUAUAUUUACAUUAUAAAUAAUAUAUAAUAUGUAUAAUAUAUGCGGUUAAAAUUGUUUACUGGGCCUAGACCAAUUUAGUUACAUUAAAAUUGAAUGGUUAAAUAUAUUUUAUCAUUUAAUGAUAUAACAUUUUAACCAUGCUACUAUAAAUUAAAUAAUAAUAAGUAUGCAAUAUGUAAAGGCAAUAUCCAAUUAACUUAUGUAUUUAAGAAAAAAAUAUAUAAUAUAAUCAUUAAAUACAAAAUUGGGAUUAGUUCAUUUGAUGAUCAUUCAUUCACUAUUUUAGUCACAAUUUUACAAGACUGCAAAAUGUGUCUUAUUACACUAAUCUCAUUGUAAACAUUAUCAGAUAAAUCAAUUUUAACUGUGUAAGCUAUAUAUAUAUAUAAUAAUAAUAACUACUCCUUUUUUGGAUUUUAUUCAAUUUAAACAUUUUGUGUACCAUAUUUUUAUUUAUAAAAAAUUUGUAUACAAAGUGAAUUUUUAAUUAAUUGUUUAAUGACCUACAAAUACAACAUCACAUUAUUAUUAUUUAUCAUUUUAAAUUAAUGAUUUUAAGUCAAACUUUUGUUGGCUGCUAAACUUUUAUAGAAUAAAAGUAUAAAAAAUGUGUAUUUACUAAUUUGUUAAAUUUUAGCGAUUUUUGAUAUUUUUUCUAUCGUAAACAUUGUUAUGGAAAAAAUAUUAAUUUAAUUACUGUUUACUCAUAUUAUUUUUAGAAUUAAUUGCCAAAAUGUAUUAUCAUAUAAUCAUUUUCAUUGAGCAAUAGAUUAUAAUUUAUGUGGAGGCUUUCCUGUCAAUUUUAACACCAGUAAUGUAAAUGGAAUGGUUACAAAAAUAUAUUGUUUGUAUCCAUGAAAACCAAAAUGUAUUUAAGUAUUCUAACAUAAAACAAUAAUGAUAAAAAUACAUCAAUUACAAAAUUUUCAUAAUUUUUUGAAAGAAAUGCCUCCAAAAAACAUUAUAUUAUACACAAUGUUGUUGAAAUGAAAAUAAUGAUUAUUAUUUUUGUAUACGUAUUUUCAUGAUUUAUGAUUUUUGCAUUUAUCUUAUUUUGAGUUAGUUAUUUUAAUUAAUAUUAAUUGCUUUUAAAAUUGAAUUUAUUAUUUGAAAUGCAUGGUGUAUUCAAUUUACCAAUUAUACCAUGGCCAAAUGUGAUGUUCAUAUUAUAAGGCCAUGAGUAAUAAAAAUAAUUUUAAAAUGUAUUAUUUAAAUUAUAUAAUCAUAUUAAAGAAAAAAAAUAAUGAAUUAGGUUAAUAUUUAUAUAUAAAAUACUAAAAUUGUAUGUUUUGAGUCCUUUUGAAUUACUAAAAUAAUUUUAACUUUAAUACUGUUUUGAGUGAAUUUAGUGAAUUAUAAUUUAAUUUUUAAAUAUACAGUGAUUAGGUGAUUUUAGUUUAUUUUCGUUUCUUAAAUCUAUACUUUCUCUGUAUUUUUGUUUUUUGUUUCUUUUUUUCACUUUUUUUUAGUAGUGUAUUUUAAUCUAUUUAUUUUUUGUAUUACAUUAUACUUUAAUUCUAGUCUUAGUUAAAUUGUAAAUUUAAUUUAAUUUCUUCUUCAUUAGAUAUCUUUAAAUACUAUACCUUUCAAUAGUGUCGUGCUUAACUACAUUAUUUAUUAAUGUUAAUAAUAAUUUGUUGAUAUUCUUCUAUAUAGUUAAAAAAUACAAUAAUGACAAACUAAUACAAUUUUACCCAUGUCCUACAUUUUAAUAAAUAGUGUAAUUUUACUAUUUAUACUUAAAGACUGAAUAACACUGCCAAAUUUGUUAAAGAUCUUUAACGUAGCUUAAUUCAAUAUAGUAUUAUAGUUAUAAAACUAUACUAAAAUAAAUUUUAUUAUGAUUGAACGAUAGACUCUACAUUUUCUAAGGUGUUCAUUUUUAGUACAUCAAAAUUAUUUUUUAACAUUUAGUGUAUACAAAUUAUUUAGAUGAUUAAAAAUUAUAUAAUUUUGCAUUAAUUAUUAUUUAUUCAUUUUUUUUUUUUUUUUUAAGAAAUUUAAGACUUACUAUAAAAAAAUUUAAGUAUUAUAAUAGGUGUGAAUAUUAUAAACAGUGAAUAAGUAAAUUACUUUGGAACAGGUUCUUAUUGUAAAUUUGUUAGUUCAAAUAUUAUAAAAUUACUUAUUUAUUAUUUUUUUAAGCUUUAGCAAAAAGACAUGUUACAUCUGAAAUUAUUUAACAUAUUGUAUUCAACAUUUUCUUCCUUUGUAUAAAACAAAUUGUUUAUACUGAUUUUCAUGAAUAUAAAGUUUUAUUUUGUAUUAAAAUAUUUUUUUAAGCUGUGUGAUUGUUUUAUAUACCUGUAAACAUAUUAUGAACUUAAAUAUUGUAAAAGUAGUAAUAUUAACAUAUAAGUAAUGGUGUGAUACAUACUUUACUGAUACUGAUUGUAUAUAAUUAUUUAUUAAUAUUAUACAUGUGUGUAUUUGUAUACAUAUUUAGGUAGUUGUGUUCAAUAGUAACAUUAAUUAUUUUUAUUUAUAAUUUGUAAGAACUUUAUUAACAUUAUACAAAUACAAAAAUAAAUAAUGAUAGAUUUAGUUUAAUGUUUUUUUUUUAUUUUUGUUUUUAGAAAUAUCUCUAGUACGUUACAUAUUAUUAAAUUCCUAGUUUAAUAUUACACUCAUGAAAUUAAUUUUGAUGUACAGCAUGUCAGAAUAGCUUUCAACUUUGUCAAAAUAAUUCUUUAAAACGGAAUUAUAGUAUAUUAUUUAAUUUGUAUAAAUUGAUAAACAAUAG
Molecule: messenger RNA, 7463 nt
Organism: Metopolophium dirhodum (rose-grain aphid)
Lineage: Eukaryota; Metazoa; Arthropoda; Insecta; Hemiptera; Aphididae
Gene: jing
Exons: 7
Coding region: 1847-3613 (588 amino acids)
Biological process (GO): regulation of transcription by RNA polymerase II
Cellular component (GO): ESC/E(Z) complex
Source: RefSeq, a predicted model, not a curated record